AUGACGGUCAUGCAGAUUUGUUCCGCGACCGGCUGUGAUGUGAUAGGACUUCAGNAUGGGAUCGAGGAAUGCCCGUUCACGGUCAGCGCCGCCGGCCAGACGUACAAGCAGACAGAUCGGUUUGUGUACCUCGGACGUACCAUCUCCGCGGACGGGAAGGCCGACCGGGAGAUCACGAGCCGCAGCUGCCGAGCGUGGAAGUGCUACCGCCGGAAGAGUGCUUCGAUGUACGACAGGCGACGGGUCGACCGCAAGCUCAAGAUCCGGCUACUCCAGGCUGAAGUGGUGGAGACUCUCCUGUAUGGGUGCGCCUCGUGGAGCCUAACAGCAGAGCACUACACGAAGCUCAUUGGGACCCAUCGCCAGUUCCUUACACGGUGCAUCGGCUGGAGCAAGCGGAAACGCUCAGACCGCCCCCUGUCCUUUGCCCGGGCCCUCAUCCAGGCAGGCUGCGAGGAAACCAUCGAGGCCACCGUGCGCAAACGGAGACUGUGUUUCGCGGGCUUUGUUAUGUGCAUGGAGGACAACCGCCUCCCCAAGCGCACGCUGUCAGGAGCGAUGGCGGGGGUUCGGGCCCAUUCACGAUGGCCAGAUGCUCUACUGUAG
This is a messenger RNA of Ectocarpus sp. CCAP 1310/34, 606 nucleotides long. NCBI's taxonomy places the organism in Eukaryota, Phaeophyceae, Ectocarpales, Ectocarpaceae. The record is from the annotation of a GenBank genome assembly.